AUGGAAAACUCAGGCUUGGUCUCCCUCUUCUCUUCCCCAGCUCCAUCUUACACCUUUUCUUUCCUCUCUAACCUGUCCACCCCUUCCUCUUCUCCCUCAGUUUAUCCAUCCCCGAGUGUAGCCUCCACAGCUCUUUUUUGUUUCUUUCUCUCACUCCUUUCCCUUCUGGGGAUUCUGGGAAACCUCUACACUCUGGGGCUUCUCAUUCAGCGGCGCAGGGGCCCCAGAAGGAGACGCAGUAUGGCACCAAGCUGCUGUUUGACUCCUGGUUGCCUUGGAACAUUUUCCCCAUCUCACUCUCCUAAUUCAUCUCCCACCUCGUCCUCCUCGUCUUCUUCUUCACUUCAUCUGCAGGUUCUGAGUCUGGCGUUGGCAGAUCUACUUUACCUUUCCACGGCACCCUUUAUUGUCUAUGACAGCCUGGCAUCUGAUUGGGCCUUUGGUGAACUCGGCUGCCGCCUCCUGCUCAGCCUGGACCUGCUCACCAUGCACGCCAGCAUCUUCACACUGACUGCAAUGAGUCUGGACCGAUACCGUGCCGUGGCCGACCCACUUGCUGCCUCUUCAGCUCCUACUUCAGGCCUGCGACGUGUGGUUCUGGCAUGGGGCCUUGCGGUGGCACUCAGCCUACCCAUGAUGAUCACUCUGCAUCUGGAGGAUGGAGAAAACCAGGAGGGUAAACUGUGUGUUCCAGCAUGGGAUGAGCAAAGCUCUAAAGCUUACCUAAGUGUACUCUUCUGCACCAGUAUCCUAGGACCAGGCCUGGCCAUCGGGGGUCUGUAUGCAGCUUUGGGGCGUCACUACUGGGUUUCACAGACACAGUUGGCCUGGGCCGGUAGCUGUAGCGCUAACCCACCCCGUUCUCCUAGACCCAAAGUCCUGCUUCUCAUCCUGGGAAUUGUGCUUGCAUUCUGGGCCUGUUUCCUCCCAUUCUGGAUCUGGCAGUUGCUACCACUCUAUCGACCAGACGUUCUACGUGUGGUACCAGUAGGCACACAGGUCACCGUUAACCGGAUCCUAACAGGACUAACGUAUGGGAACUCAUGUGUAAAUCCAUUUUUUUACACAUUACUGACAGGAAAGCGGCACCGGCCCAGCAGGCAGACAACAAGUACAGCUGCUCCAUUCUGCCAAAAGGGAAGUGAACACCAGUGA
This is a messenger RNA of Neoarius graeffei (lesser salmon catfish), 1155 nucleotides long. RefSeq names its product urotensin-2 receptor 3 (gene uts2r3). Gene Ontology annotation, biological process: neuropeptide signaling pathway. NCBI's taxonomy places the organism in Eukaryota, Metazoa, Chordata, Actinopteri, Siluriformes, Ariidae. The coding region runs from base 1 to 1155 and encodes 384 amino acids. The record is from RefSeq and is a predicted model, not a curated record. Gene Ontology annotation, cellular component: membrane. The transcript has a single exon. Gene Ontology annotation, molecular function: urotensin II receptor activity.